CCCUAUCAGAAACUUUCUAGGGACGAGAAGCUGUUCCUACUCUCUAGAAACCAUGAAUGAGCUCUCAAAGCCACACAUUUUUUCUUUUUCAUUUAGCAGUACUUAAAUGCAGACCCAUUUAAUGGCCCUUAUUUUUACAUGAUAUGAUAUGAUGAUAAAUAAAUGCUCAUCAAGUUGCUUUUGGGUUUGUCCACUUGGCAGGCUCUGAUGUAUUUGUAGCUAAAGCUUCAUCAUCACCACCACUUUACAAUUUUAAAGCCAAAACAUUUGUGUGUGAAUGAGUAUAUAUAAGUAGUGAAGUUCUUAGGAUUGUUUGUCCCUAUUGCUAACUCCUGAGUGUGUUUGUGGCAUUCUGCUUUGUGCUAUACACAUAGACAUAAUAGUUUUCUUUCUGGUUCUUGUUUUAGAGUGUUGUUGAAAAUGAGUUACUUGGGUGUGGGUGUUAGUCCUGGAACUGUGCCAGUUUAUCACAGCAAGGACCUGAAGAUGUUGGAUAGGAGGGUGAAGAUAGCAGAGGUGGUGCUGAGGUGUGUGAUCCUUGUCCUUGGAGUUCUUGCAACUGUUCUUGUGGUAACUGAUACACAAGUCAAAGUGAUCCUCUCCUUUCAGAAGAAGGCUAAGUAUACAGACAUGAAGGCUUUAGUGUUCUUGGUAGUGGCCAAUGCUUUGGCUGCUGGCUAUUCCUUGAUUCAAGGACUGUGCUGUGUUCUUAGCAUAAUUAGAGGGAGUGUACUCUUCAGCAAGCCCUUAGCUUGGAUUAUUUUCUCUGCUGAUCAGGUAAUGGCAUAUGUGACGAUGGCGGCAGUAGCAGCAUCAGUGCAAUCAGCGGUGUUUGCAAAGGCAGGGCAAACUGAACUUCAAUGGAUAAAGGUUUGCAACAUGUAUGAGAAAUACUGCAACAAAGUGGGAGAAGGGGUAGCUUGCGCUGUUGUGGUUAGCCUUAGCAUGGUUGUCCUCUCUUGUAUUUCGGCUUUUAGCCUCUUCCGUUUGUAUGGCGGUAACAAAAACAAGAAUGCAGGUUGGUAGGCUUAGGAACUACCAUGCUUUCUUGGCUAUUGUGAUAGUUUUGAAAUUCAUUACAAUGCUCAUUUUGAAUAUGUAGUAAUGCUUGAAUUAUGAUACCAAUCUCAAUGUAAUUGUUCCUUAUUCUUAACAAUCAAUGCCACAUUAGCCUUUUACAA
Messenger RNA from Arachis stenosperma, 1181 nucleotides. RefSeq names its product CASP-like protein 2B2. The record is from RefSeq and is a predicted model, not a curated record. The coding region runs from base 421 to 1026 and encodes 201 amino acids. NCBI's taxonomy places the organism in Eukaryota, Viridiplantae, Streptophyta, Magnoliopsida, Fabales, Fabaceae. The transcript has 3 exons.